Rhinolophus ferrumequinum (greater horseshoe bat) is the source of this 1934-nucleotide messenger RNA. It is a transcript of the gene RFNG, whose product is annotated as RFNG O-fucosylpeptide 3-beta-N-acetylglucosaminyltransferase. The record is from RefSeq and is a predicted model, not a curated record. The coding region runs from base 21 to 1046 and encodes 341 amino acids. Gene Ontology annotation, cellular component: Golgi membrane. The transcript has 8 exons. Lineage: Eukaryota; Metazoa; Chordata; Mammalia; Chiroptera; Rhinolophidae. Gene Ontology annotation, biological process: pattern specification process; regulation of Notch signaling pathway. Gene Ontology annotation, molecular function: O-fucosylpeptide 3-beta-N-acetylglucosaminyltransferase activity.
GCCGGCCGGUCGGCGGCCGCAUGAGCCGUGUGCGGGGCUUGCUGUGCCGGGCCUGCCUCGCGCUGGCCGCGGCCCUGGCCGCGCUCCUGCUGUUGCCGCUGCCGCUGCCCCGCGCGCCCGCCCCAGCCCGGGCCCCGGCGCCGACCCCCGGCCCCGGCCUGCGCGGGCCCCCCGCCCGCGCCAACGCCCCCCGUCUGCGGCCCGACGACGUCUUCAUCGCGGUCAAGACCACCCGGAAGAACCACGGGCCGCGCCUGGGGCUGCUGCUGCGCACCUGGAUCUCCCGGGCCCCUCGGCAGGUUCUCUCUCCCCAGACAUUCAUCUUCACCGAUGGGGACGACCCUGAUUUACAGCUCCAGGGAGCAGGCAGCCAUGUCAUCAACACCAAUUGCUCAGCCGUGCACACCCGGCAGGCACUGUGCUGCAAGAUGUCGGUGGAGUAUGACAAGUUCAUCGAGUCUGGACGCAAGUGGUUCUGCCACGUGGAUGACGACAACUACGUGAAUCCCAGAAGCCUGCUGCAGCUGCUGUCCACCUUCUCACCCAGCCAGGACAUCUACCUGGGGCGGCCCAGCCUGGACCACCCCAUCGAGGCUACCGAGCGGGUCCAGGGAGGUGGAACUGUGACCACUGUCAAGUUCUGGUUCGCUACCGGUGGGGCUGGAUUCUGCCUGAGCAGAGGCCUUGCCCUCAAGAUGAGCCCAUGGGCCAGCCUGGGCAGCUUCAUGAGCACAGCCGAGCGGGUGCGGCUCCCGGACGACUGCACGGUGGGCUACAUUGUGGAGGGCCUGCUGGGCGCCCGUCUGCGGCACAGCUCGCUCUUCCACUCCCACCUGGAGAACCUGCAGAGGCUGCCAGCCGCCACUGUGCUGCAGCAGGUCACCUUGAGCUACGGGGGUCCUGAGAACCCCCGUAAUGUGGUGAAUGUGGCCGGAGGCUUCAGCCUGCAGCAGGACCCCACACGAUUUAAGUCCGUCCACUGCCUUCUCUACCCGGACACGGACUGGUGUCCUGUGCAGAAGCAGGGCGACCUCAUCUCUGAGUGACCCUUGACUCCUGACCCAGGAGUUGCUCUGGCUCUGCCCAAGGGAGGAAGAAUGGUACUGCUUCUUGCUGGCUUCAGUUGACUCCCUCAGGCGGUCAAGGCCACGGCCACAUCCACAUCCAGGGAGACGUGAGCGUCCAGCAGACAGCUGGCCUGCAGACCUCCCCCACAGUCCCUGGCAGGCCCGUGGGAUCAGGCACCUUGGGAGAGUGAGGACAUGCCCGCCCUCCCCAUGGGCCCAGACUCUGUAGUGUGUGGGCUGCCCCUUCUCCCAGCUCUGCUCCCACAGGAAGGGUCUGCACUCUCGUGUCUGGGGCCGGGGAGGGGGCUGUGUCCGGCUCUCUGGGCUCUGUCCUGCUCUCCUCACCUGCUGGAGGGGGCCCUGGGUGGACCAAGUGCUAAGGAGUGGGCCCAAGGCCAGGGUUCCUUCGCAGACGUUUUACCUGCAAGCCUCGGGGGCGCGGCCCUCCCCACACCGAGCUUGGUGCCCAGCCAGGGCAUCGCGGUCUUGGGGGACACGGCACUCAAGGAUUCAGGCCUCCCGGCCAGCCAUGCUCUUGGGUGUCUCCAUGCAGAGGCCGCCUUAUUGGGGGGCCCCUCAGCCAAGGCCUCUGUCAGGUUCUUCAGCCAGACCCCCUUACUGGGGGCCUUGAAGACACCUCUCCAGUCUGACUCAGUACUUGCCCUGCUCGCCUGACCCCAAGUCCGUAAGACAGCAGCAGACUUCUGUUUGGGGCCCCCUCUGCAGUGGGACAGCCUCUCCAUCUGCACACCACCUGCCCUGACUGCCUUUCCACGGGAGGAGUAGGUGACGGAAGGAGGCUAGUGGCUUUUCCUGGCCUCUUGCUAUGCUGUUGCAAUAGUGAAUAAAAGCUUGAUUGUCACUUUC